AUGCACACACAGGCUGUAUCAUCGCUUGAGCUGUGGGAGCGCGCGUCGUCGGUGUUCCCUUUUUGCGAGCUCAGGGCGCUCCUCAUAAUUGAGAUCACGUUUCACCUGCUCAUCGUUCUGCUGGGCUGCCUUAUAUACGGAUUCGGAUUCGCGAUUUUCGUCGUCAGUUCGCUGUGGUGGUUCGUCGGCGUCGGAGUCCUCAGCAUGAUUGGCGCUUCGCUGUGGUGUUGCAAGUGCUGCGCUCCAACCACGACUCUCUGCGCCGCCUUCUCCUUGGUCCUGACAGCUGGCAUCCUCUCGUUGGUGCUUUACGCCUACUUUUUGGUCGCGUUCGUCAUCCUCGCCGCCUUUUCAGAAGGUUUCGCAGUCAGCAGCCGGUCUUUCGACGUCACUGAGGAACCGUUCCCGACGCCAAUCAGCCUUCUUACAAAUGGCACCGUGGAAAGGAUGCUCGAAGGCUACAUAAUCGCAUUAUAUCCGUCCAGCACGGCGGGAACAUACUCGACCCUCCCCAUCGCCGGGGGCACUGCGGGCGGUGCACUGGCACGGGAAAUGACGUAUGACGACUCCGAAUCCGCAGAGUUGGGCAGGUUUGGGCCGCUCAUGGACGUUACCUGGCUGCAUGGCGUCUACAUCUACGGGGGUUGCAUCGUGGGCCUCCCAGUGCUCGCCAUUCUGAGGAUUGUCCUCUCGAGCAUGGCUUUCUGUAAAAAGAACUCUGUGCCAAGCGCCGCAAGCGCCACGAGCGUGGCAGAGGGCAGCGUCAGGGGGGCGAGCAAGGCGUCGAGCACUAUCGCCGUGUCCCAGGCCCGGCGGUGA
Emiliania huxleyi CCMP1516 is the source of this 819-nucleotide messenger RNA. RefSeq lists its product as hypothetical. The record is from RefSeq and is a predicted model, not a curated record. Lineage: Eukaryota; Haptophyta; Isochrysidales; Noelaerhabdaceae. Bases 1 to 819 code for a protein of 272 amino acids. The transcript is spliced from 3 exons.